Molecule: messenger RNA, 3810 nt
Organism: Zychaea mexicana
Lineage: Eukaryota; Fungi; Mucoromycota; Mucoromycetes; Mucorales; Lichtheimiaceae
Product: putative ABC transporter protein
Exons: 4
Coding region: 1-3810 (1269 amino acids)
Biological process (GO): transmembrane transport
Cellular component (GO): membrane
Molecular function (GO): ATP hydrolysis activity; ABC-type transporter activity; ATP binding
Source: RefSeq, a predicted model, not a curated record
AUGCGAACGCACGAAGAAACAGAAAAAGAUAAGAAGAAGGCAAAAAAUGCGAAUGUGCGUACAAUUCCAAUGCGUAAGAUGUUUCGCUACGCAACCCGGAAAGACAAGUGGAUGCUUGGUUUGGCUAUGGCUUGUUCCAUCUUUGUGGGUGUCCUGCAACCUCUCACAAUCGUAGUCUUUGGUCUGACAAUCGCUUCAACCAUCGGAAGCUAUGAAAGCGGCGACAGCUUGAACGGAAUGGCGGCACUGGCUGGAGGUAUCUUGCUUGCCCUUGGAACUCUUGUCAUGGCGCUCUCUUACACUGCUAGCUGUCUUUGGGUCAUCUCCGGUGAAAAUCAAACUCGUCGUGUGCGUCAACUUUACGUACAUGCUAUCAUGCGGCAAGAAAUGGCUUGGUUCGAUCAAUCGAAAGACGGCUCUCUCACAACUCGCCUGGCAACAGAUACACAGUACUAUCAAGACGCGAUAUCCGAAAAAUACGGUGAGAUGAUUAGCACUGCUUCCGCUACUACGAUGGGUCUCUUGGAAUGCAUUUGCGUUACUUGGCGCAUGGGUCUCGUUGUCUUCGCAUUAUUGCCCGUACUCUUCGGCGUUAGCUGGCUCAUGGACCGCCUUUUAUCUCAACAAACUCAGGAAGUUCAGAAUGCGUAUGCUGAAGCAAGCAGUAUUGCAGAGCAAGCUUUGGCCGGUAUUCGAACUGUUUACUCAUUUACCCUCCAAGAACGAUUCACUCGUCUAUACGAAACCAAGCUGAUGAAGACAUCCCAGGCCGGCACUCGUCGUGCGCUCGUUCUUGGGGCUGGUUUCGGUACGUUUCUGCUUCUGCUAUACGGUAUCUUCGCAUUUGCAUUUUGGUACGGUUCGACGUUGGCAAUCAACGGUACCGGCGAUGGUAUCCUUGUUAUGGUCUCGUUUUUCUGUUUAAUCUUGGGUGCGAUCUCUUUGAUGAAAUUGCCAGAUCAAGUAGCUGCGCUGGCGGCGGGCCGGGGAGCUGCUUACACGAUCUUUGAAACGAUCUCCAGGGUGCCAGCCAUCGAUACGGACUCUGACGAAGGGCUGAAACCACAGAAAAUUGCAGCUGGUAUCGAGUUCCGUGAUAUCAAGUUCAGUUAUCCAACGAGGCCGGAUAUCACGAUCCUCAAAAACCUCAAUCUCACUAUUAGUCCGGGUAUGACAGUUGCUUUUGUUGGUGCUUCGGGUUCUGGAAAAAGUACCACUAUUCAGCUCUUGCAGCGUUUCUAUGACCCCGACUCUGGACAAGUGUUCUUGGACGGUCAUGAUCUCAAGGAUCUAAACAUACGAUGGCUGCGUUCUCAAAUUGGUGUGGUGAGCCAAGAACCGGUGCUGUUUAACAUGACAAUCCGUCAGAACCUGCUUCUCGGUGUUGAAGACCGUGUCGGUCAAGAUGAAAUUGAAGCCGCUUGUCAAAAAGCCAACUGCCACUCCUUUAUAUCCGCUCUGCCCGAGGGGUAUGACACAUUGGUAGGUGAACACGGUGGCAUGUUAUCUGGUGGUCAAAAGCAGCGCAUUGCCAUUGCACGGGCUAUUCUCAAGAACCCCCCUAUCCUUUUGCUGGAUGAAGCAACAUCAGCACUGGACACACAAUCUGAACGUAUCGUACAGCAUGCUUUGGAUGCUGCUUCCAGCGGCCGCACAACGAUUGUCGUCGCGCAUCGUCUUUCUACCAUUCGCAAUGCAGAUCUUAUCGUGGUUAUGAACCAAGGCGAUCUUAUUGAACAAGGUACCCACGGUCAGCUCGUAAAACAUGGUGGUGCUUAUGCCGAGCUAGUGCGUAAACAACAAAUUGAGACCGAACAAGAUAAUGUGUCCGAGGUUUCCGAAACGGUGUCUUUGGAAAAUGUCAAACUGCGCGACAGAAGAAGCCAAGGAGCAGCGGCUGAGCAAGGACUUAACGAUGUGGUCUACUCAUCAUAUGUUAAUUUGGCUCGCAGAAGCACCACUACGUCUAUUGAUGCUUACGAGCUCAAAGAACGGAGGAUCAAACAAGAACUUAAAUUACGGCAACAGCAAGGUGCUCCAAUUGCCAAAAUAUGGCAGCAAAUUAAACCCGAACGGCUUUACUUGCUUGCUGGCUGUUUUGGAUCUUUAAUCGCCGGUGCAGUCUAUCCUUUGUUCGCAUUCAUUACUGGAAAAUGCAUUUGGACUCUGAUGCAAGACAGCGAUGAGAUUUCCCCCGGUCCUGUCGAGGGAGCUAACUUUUAUGCGAUUAUGUUUCUUGUAAUUGCCGUUGGUGCCUUUCUCGGUUAUGGCCUUCAAAGCUGGAUGUUUGAAUUAGUGGAUGCACGUUAUACUUCACGGCUUCGUGCAUUGGUUUUUCGUGCCUUUUUAAAACAAGAAGUCGGCUUUUUCGACCGCGAAGAUAACAGUGUUGGUGCUCUAGCUUCCAAACUUGCAGUGGACACCAAGACCAUGAACGAAAUGGUGACCAGGGUGCCUGGUGAUUUCAUGCAGGUCGUUUCAACUGCAGCUUGUGGUCUGGCAAUUGCCUUUGCACAUAAUUGGACUCUUUCGCUGAUUGUUAUUGGAAUGUCACCGCUCCUCAUUGGUGCCAGCUUCUAUCGGGCUCGACUAGAGAGGGGCUUUCAAGACAAGGUUGCGAAGGCACAUGAACACGGAAAUGUAAUCACAAGUGAAGCCAUCAGAGAAAUCCGAACUGUUACUGCACUUGGAAAACAAGCUCACUUCGAGAUGAAAUAUGCGAAAACUUUGGAAAAGCCUCAUCAGCUUGCCAGACGUAAGGCGUUUCGCGCUUCUUUCGGAUAUGCAUUGUCGCAAGGUUUCUCCCUCUAUGUUGCCGCGGUUGCCUAUUCAUCUGGUGUUAUUUUUAUGCAAGAAGGAAGACUUGCAUUCGAUGCCCUGUUUAUUUGCUUGCUGACGCUCAUGAUUUCGAUGACAGGCGUGGGUCGCUCCAGUGUAUUUACGGUUACGUUCGUCAAGGCCAAAACUGCUGCUAUUAGUGUUUUCGAAAUACUUGAGCGACAAUCACAGGUUGAUCCUGAUCUUGAAGGCAUUGAAAUGGCUACUUCAGGCGUUUCAGGCGAUAUUUCGUUUGAUAAAAUUGGCUUUUGCUACCCAACACGCAAGGAGCCCAUUUUCGAAGGUGGAUUUAACCUGCGAGGAAAAGCGGGUCAAAUGAUUGCUCUGGUCGGUCCAUCAGGUUGCGGAAAAUCAACCACGAUUGGUAUGCUUCAACGCUGGUACGAUCCUACGAUGGGUACUGUGAGUCUGGACCAUCAUAAUGUCAAAGGAUUUACUUUAAGUAACCUGCGCAGCCACAUGGCUUUGGUUGGUCAAGAGCCUGUUCUGUUUGACAUGACGAUCGGCGAGAAUAUCCGGUUUGGCGUUGACGAAGAUCACGUUGUUACCCAAGACCAGGUUGAAGAAGCCUGCCGCGCCGCUAAUAUCCACAAGUUUAUCUCGGAAUUGCCGGAUCGCUAUGAUACACGGGUCGGUGACAAGGGCUCGCAAUUGUCUGGUGGUCAAAAGCAGCGUAUUGCGAUUGCUCGUGCAUUGAUUCGUAAACCCAAGGUUCUUUUAUUGGAUGAGGCUACUUCCGCGCUUGAUUCUGAAUCUGAAAAGCUUGUCCAGGAAGCCAUUGACAAUAUCGUUGGUGAAGGUGGCCGCACGACCAUUACAAUCGCACAUCGUCUCUCAACUAUCCAGCAUGCCGAUAUAAUUUGUGUUGUCAAGGAUGGUCGAGUAGUAGAGCAAGGAACCCAUUGGGAACUUUUGGAACUAAACGGGGAGUAUGCCUCGCUUGUACGGGAGCAAUCUUUAACCGUUCUAUAG